AGCCUCCGCGUCGUCGCGACGCUCUUCUCUCUUUCUCUCUCUUUCUCGUUCCUCUCGGCUCUCUCGCGUUCGUAACGCGUUCCGUCGAUUAUUCCAUUGGAAGAGACGCCGUUAUUAAUUUUCUCACGAUAAAUACAAGCAACACGAACUUGAUCGUUGAAAACGACCGCGAUAUAUGCGGAUAUAUAAGAAAUAAUAAUAAAAUAAGUACUCAUCUCUCACCAUCAUUCGAAAGUGUCUCCUUCGAUCCACACACAAGUAGAAAAGAAGGGUGAAAAGGAAAGCUAAAUCGUGAAGUUUUACUUAGACGUGAUCCAUCUUGGUGUUCCGAUGAAGUGAUCUAUCGAUUCUUGUCGUGGAACAUAUCAGUCCCUCAAGAUUCUUCGCCUCCAAAAGUCACGCACGAGCGUUUUUUCACCCUUUGCCUUCCGGAGCGUCGCGCACUCACUCAAGCCUUAUCGACACUCGUGGAUUUACUACUGCCGAAAGCUCGUCGACCCGUCCGCAAGUCCGUAUACGCGGUGGAUGCAAACUGCGAUGCAUCGCGCGGUAAGGGUGCAUUAUCAAAGGUCGAAGUCACGCAUCGCUUUUCAGAUGUGCAUGAACGACUCGUGAGUCACGAUUGGUCUUUCGAGUGCGUCAUCAGACGCGCUCAAACGCUCGCAAUCGUGCAGAUCCUCGAAGCUCUCGACGAUGAAGAAGCAGUGCUUAAAAAAACUGGUUGGCUAUCAGCGAGGCAGGUUCUCGAAAACUCGCGAUCGACAGGGAUGAAAGGUCACUCAGAAACGUACAAAGUACGCGUGCCUCGAACGAGACACGGGUGUCUCGUCUGGAGAUUCAGCACCGUCACGUGGGGAAAUAAGCGGUUAACCGAUGACAAUGGAACACAAACAGACAAUCUUGCUAGCACCAUCACUGAGCAACAGCAGCUGUUGGCGAGGCGGCACAUCCGAAGCUGCUUGGACAGGUCCAGGUCCUGGAGAACUGAUACGAGCUACGCUAAUAUUGCUGCUAAGUCUUGGUAUUCUGUGCGCCAAUCUUCUCGUGAUAUGCGUUAUCAAUAGCAGGCGAUAUAGCAAGUACAUACAUGCUCAGCCCAGAUAUCUGCUGACGAGUUUAGCGAGUAACGACUUAGCGAUUGGUCUUUUAGUGACGCCUUUCGGUUUCUUACCAGCUGUUUACGGAUGCUGGCCAUAUGGAGAAGUUGUCUGUCAAAUUCAGGCACUUCUUAGGGGCGCUUUGACUCAACAGAGUGCUGUUAUCCUCGUCUGUAUGGCAAUCGACCGUUACGUUUGCAUGUUACAUCCUCAUCGCUAUCACAAGCAUUCUUCUAAAAGGUAUUACAUGCGGCAGGGUUGUGUGGCAGUGAUGUCGACUACCUGGAUAGCGAGUGUGGCGAUCUUUGGGGUCCUCGUGCUCCCCAGAGGCGGUUACUACUUCAACGGAUCUGGCCUUCUUGCCUGCGAUCCCUUCUUCGCUAGGGCUUCCCUUAGGAUCCUGGCAUGUUGCUGUUUUUAUUUUCCGACAACGAUGGUGCUGAUGUACUGCUACGGCUCGGCCUUCCACGUUAACAAACUGCGCUUGAAAAGGGUAGUCUGCGUUAACACACCGGAAGUCGUUAGCGGCGGCCAUAUAGAGAGGCUUGUCGCCCACGAGAGACGAUUGUCAACUUCGGCCUCGCGAACAAUGGCUGCAAUGAGUUUAGGUUUCAUCGUUAUGGUCACACCGUGGACAAUUCAGGAAGUCGUUGUAGCCUGCACCGGAAGCAAGCCACCGCCGUUUCUUGACUUCUUGGCCACGUGGCUAGCUCUCUCUAACAGCUUUUGGAAUCCUUUCCUCUACUGGCUGCUCAACAAUCAUUUCCGCCGAAUUUCGCGGGAGUUUCUUUACACUAAGAUUCUGUGCAGAUCUAAGCCGUUAGGUACGAAGCAGCAUUGCUGCGCGACCAGCACCGGUGGCUUAGAUGUUUGCAGCAUUGCCGGUGUCGACCUAUCAGGUUUGGAGCGUUGCUCAAUGGAACAAUGCUCAAUGGCGCGUUGUUCUUCAUUAUCAUUAGCGAAUACACCGCCACCACUCCCUUGGGAGACCGGACACAUGGCACAUGGCGACGCAGCAUCCACGUGAGCCAAAGAUGCCGCCACGCAAACGGAGGAUUACGGAUCUCCGGACGACGCCAGUUAGUACAGCGUGGCGGCAAGCCGGCAACCAACUCUGUUCCAACAGUUCCGGGCACAAUAUUCGUCGUCUAUAUCUCUACAUCCGUGGGACGCAUCACCCUCGCUGGCACGAGGGAGAUUUUCGCGCGUCGCGACGAUCGGAUUAGGCCAGCAUCAUCGACACGGUCGACGGCAUUAUUUCGAAUAUGCAUACUUCAGGAGCCUACCAGAUCUCAUUCAGGAUCUAGAAUCGCGGUAAAACAUUAAUUGCGAAUCAUAUUCUCGAAUCAGGGUAUUACCUUUGUCACGUCGCGAUUCGCAUAAAAAAACCUUGAUCUCACCGCGCUCUCAUCAGCAUAUUAUAAUCGCGAACUCCACCCUCUGAGAUUGAGCAUACGUGAAGAGAGUGUCGACAGAGAGCGAUAGUUUUCGUCGUGCGACAAAAUCGAUUACGGAAAUUAAUUAUGGCACCGACGGGGAUACUAAUCGCACUGCUUUCGACGAUGUACAUGGAAAUAUUUAAUCACGAUGGAGCACUCUGCGAGUGUUAGCGUCAUUCGCGCCCGCAUUUGCCUCUUUCUCCACAAUUAAUUAUUAACGCGUGAGUGUUCAUACUACAAACGAUGCGCUCAGGCGUAUAAUUGAUCUUCCUUCCACGACUAACUUUUUCUUUACGAUUUUUCAGAAUACAAAAUGAUUGUUUGAAAGUACAGAAAGUCCUAAAUCCACAGUACUCUUUUCAACAGUUUUUGAUCAAUUUAGAACUGAAUCUUUCUUGAAAGAAAUUUUAUUUCCUUUUGAACAUCUUAUAAUGUAACAGAUCUGGCGAUACAGUUAUGGAUUAUAAAAUCACUUAGCAAAUAGAUAAAAUAAAAUUCAUGGAAAUGAAAGAUAUAUUUUAAAGUUUAAUUGUUUGCUCAAGAGCUCAUUAGGGUACAACCAAUAAUUACAUUAUAUCCACGUCAUAGACAUUAUUGUUAUGUAUAUAUUUCACGAAAAAAACCGACAAAGAGAUGAGGAGAGUGCAAAUAUUCGAAAAAUCACUGUUUUAAUAUUGCGGAGUUUUAUACUAUAAAUGAAUUAAUGGAACGCACGAUAAUGACAAUGUUCCUGCAUUUUCAAAAAUACAUUUAAUUCAAUUUUACGCUUUCUGUAGAAAAUCUCGUAUCGCUACUACGAACAAAUUAUCUACAAUGUUUCGUAAGAAAUUUGUUCCAAUGAUGGUAUUGUAAGACGAAUUAAUUACAUUACUUUUGUUUAGCAUAAUGCAGAUGGGACAAUACAGAAACAGUCUGGUAAAUUUAAUUAUGACAACUGAAUUAAUUAUGAUAUAGCUUUCUAUACAUUUCUACGGAAAAUACCAGCA
This is a messenger RNA of Camponotus floridanus (Florida carpenter ant), 3522 nucleotides long. RefSeq names its product trace amine-associated receptor 9. The transcript is spliced from 12 exons. Gene Ontology annotation, biological process: neuropeptide signaling pathway. Lineage: Eukaryota; Metazoa; Arthropoda; Insecta; Hymenoptera; Formicidae. Gene Ontology annotation, molecular function: corazonin receptor activity. Bases 874 to 2124 code for a protein of 416 amino acids. The record is from RefSeq and is a predicted model, not a curated record. Gene Ontology annotation, cellular component: membrane.